AAAUAACACAGUUUUUCUUUGAAACAUUGGCUUCAACAAUCAGAUUGGCUUCCUACCUUGGAAGCCAACCUUGCAUUGGAUGAGGAAUCUGUCAGGAGCGUGGGAGAUGACACCAUUGGACGACCUGCUGCCUGCUGUCUCUCGGCAGUUGCAAAUAACACACAUUGAUGAGGGAUCUCUUGAUUGGAGUAUGUAUAUCUUAAUUGUAUUAUUGUAUUAUCUGUGCACAAAUAGUUGCCAUUUGUUGUGCACAACUACAGUGUGAGGUGUUUGUUUUGCUUACUUAAGGUGACCUACUUGCAGAGUCAUGGACUUUCUGAUAUAGAGUUGAGGCUGGAGAAUGUGCAGAUAAGCCCAGUGGAUAGGCAUAUUAAAGUAAAUGCAAGCUUCCCCCCCUCUUAUGCUGUUUUUUUAAUUUUAGAUUCUCUGUAUUUAGAAUUAAAUUUGAUAUAUAUAGAAUAAGGAAAGAAAUUCUUGAAGGAAAAGGGCGUUUGAGGAAAACUCUGGUUGAUUUAUGCUUUCUGAUAUGACAACACGAUGCACAACAAUUUCAGUUUACCUAUUGAAGUCAGCUCGUGUCCUGAUUGGUGACGUUUAUCUAACUAUAAAUAGAGCAUCAAAAAUAAAUACUAGUAUUUCCUUCACUUCGGACAUUGGCUUCACGGUCAUGAAUGGUCGAGACUGGCCUAAUGAAAAAAGUGAUAUAACUGGGAAAUUGGAAGUUAACUCGUUAUUCCGGUUGACAUCUGGGAGACGGUUGUAUCUUAAGGAGGAAAAGACAUCAGAGAAGUUAUCCUUUGGGCAACCAAACAAUCAAGAUUCUUUAGCCCAGAAAUUAUCAGCUAAAAAAUGGGGGAAACUUGUCCCGUAUAAGGAGUUUCCAUCGAGCCUUCCUGCGGCCAAACUUGUUUCAGCUGACAUUGAGGUGACAAUGAGUCUCGGGGACAACCUUAAUCAAAAUGAUGUUCCACCAAGCAGUAUAGUUCAACAACUUCGCGUGCAAGUUCCGCCUGAGAUGUUUGAUUUGUCUAGGCUCGUCUGUCGAACAUAUGUGGACUCCAGACUGCUAGUCCUGCGCGGGGUUAGUGGAUCAGCUCUCUUAUUUACAAGAUCUAUGUGUUGAUGAAACCAGUAGAUGGCCAUUCCGUGCAAGUACUGUAGAUAGAAAUUGCUGUUGGGAAUGUAAGUAGCAGUUGUGUUCUUGCUCGUGUAAUUUGUACAAUCGAUUAAUCGAAGAAGAUCAACCUUUUCCAAAUGCAGUGCGGCCUGAUAUCCGAGUGGCUUGUCAAA
Messenger RNA from Populus euphratica (Euphrates poplar), 1290 nucleotides. Its product is annotated as probable plastid-lipid-associated protein 14, chloroplastic. The record is from RefSeq and is a predicted model, not a curated record. The transcript has a single exon. NCBI's taxonomy places the organism in Eukaryota, Viridiplantae, Streptophyta, Magnoliopsida, Malpighiales, Salicaceae. Bases 515 to 1123 code for a protein of 202 amino acids.